Molecule: messenger RNA, 4219 nt
Organism: Xyrauchen texanus (razorback sucker)
Lineage: Eukaryota; Metazoa; Chordata; Actinopteri; Cypriniformes; Catostomidae
Gene: snap91b
Product: synaptosome associated protein 91b
Exons: 23
Coding region: 785-2587 (600 amino acids)
Biological process (GO): clathrin coat assembly; clathrin-dependent endocytosis; synaptic vesicle budding from presynaptic endocytic zone membrane
Cellular component (GO): synaptic vesicle; extrinsic component of presynaptic endocytic zone membrane; clathrin-coated vesicle
Molecular function (GO): 1-phosphatidylinositol binding; SNARE binding; phosphatidylinositol-4,5-bisphosphate binding
Source: RefSeq, a predicted model, not a curated record
CGUCACCUGACCUGGUCCACCGACAAGCUAGGACCUUAAAAAAAAUACAAAAUAACGAAAUAAUCCAAACCGAAGCAAUACAACACUUAACCUAACAACAUUUCUGUCCUCUAACUCGUGCCCUUGAAAAGGCUUGAAAACAGACACGCCAUUAUUAUUCAACCGGACGGGAAGGAAACACGGGCGGCUUUGACCGAAUACAGACUCCGUGAUCCCGAACAGGUUCAUAGUAGAUUAAACGACGAGGACACCCUGCAGGAAAACCCUUUUAAUGUGUUUCUACGUGGUUUGAAUUUCUCAUCCGCUCGUUUUAAGCGUUUAUUCAUUGAUUUCAUUGCAAAAAAAAAACAAACAAAAAAAAAAACUAUCCAACGCAAAACUUUUUUUGGCUAGAUUGGCUUUUAUAAUACAGAUCAUAAUCAAAUGCAACAGUUUACUCUGGUAAAUUGAUUAGGCUACUUAUUCCUCAAGAGAACCCGAAAUACUCGAUAUUUCUCAGCCUUUGGGUGUUACGUAAUAGGGGCAUUACCUAGGGUGCUGAAACCAACCCCAUAGACGCCGGCAUCCACCAAUCUAAAAAAAUAUAUUUUUGAGUGUGUUUCUGAAUAUAUAUUUAGUUUUUUGUUGGCAAUCAAGAGGAGAAAUGCUCUGGCGAUUUUAAAGGGAUCGUUUGGAUUCCGUCUCUGGUGUUUUUGUCGGCGAAAAGCCUAUACAUUUCGUCUGUCCUUCCCUUUUUCCCGGUGAAGUUGAUUCGUGAGGUGGUUGUCGACUCUACGGGGAGAAAAUGUCGGGGCAGACUCUGACGGAUCGUAUCGCCGCGGCGCAGUACCAGCUCACCGGAUCCGAUGUGGCUCGCACCGUUUGCAAAGCCACCACGCACGAGGUGAUGGCGCCCAAGAAGAAGCACCUGGAUUAUCUGAUCUCAGCCACCAAUGAGACAAAUGUGAACAUCCCUCAGAUGGCUGAUACACUCUUUGAAAGAGCCACCAAUGCUAGCUGGGUGGUCGUGUUCAAAGCCCUAACCACAACUCACCACAUCUGCAUCUACGGGAAUGAAAGAUUCAUCCAGUAUUUGGCCUCAAGGACUUCUCUGUUCAAUCUCAGCAACUUUAUCGACAAAACAGGCUCCCAUGGCUAUGACAUGUCAACAUUUAUCAGACGAUACGCACGGUACCUGAAUGAGAAGGCAUAUGCCUACCGCGCUAUGGCCUUCGACUUCACUCGAGUCAAGAAGGGAGCUGAGGGUGUGAUGAGGACUAUGGCUCCUGACAAGCUCCUGAAGGCCAUGCCUGCCCUGCAGACUCAAGUGGACACACUGCUGGAGUUUGACGUUCAUCCUAAAGAUUUGAACAACGGCAUCAUGAACGCAGCGUUCAUGCUUCUCUUUAAGGAUCUGAUAAAGCUGUUUGCCUCCUACAAUGAUGGCAUCAUUAAUUUAUUAGAGAAAUAUUUCAAAAUGAAGAAGUCUGAAUGCAAGGACUCACUUGAAAUUUACAAGAGGUUUCUGACCCGAGUGACCAAGAUCUCAGAGUUCAUGAAAAUUGCCGAGCAAGUGGGAGUGGAUAAAAAUGACAUUCCUGACAUCUCUUAUGCUCCCAGCAGUAUCCUGGAAUCUCUGGAGACACAUAUGAACAGUCUAGAGGGAAAGAAAGGGGAAGGGUCACCCACAAAGGGAUCGCCCUCCAAUAAUGUGUCUCCGACCUCCACUCCCGCCAAAUCCUCUGCUGCCGUACCCACUCUGGAGCCGCCACCCACUGAGGCAGCAUCCGCUGCUGAGACUGCCACUGAUUCUCUGUUGGAUCUGGACCCGUUGUCUUCCUCUGGACCUUCUGCAGGUGGCGCAUCAGCUGCUCCCACAUCCUGGGGAGAUCUGCUGGGGUCAGAAAUAGGUUCCCUUACUACAGAGACUCUCCUUCCUGACUCAACCCCUGCCGUAGACUCCGCCUCCUCAGCCACGCCCACCACAGCUGCAGAGGCAGCCGUUUCUUUGGCUCCUCCUCCUUCCGCUGCCGGUGCUUCCUCCGGCUCAGCGGAUCUCCUCGGAGAUGUGUUUGCGGCCCCUGCAGCUGAAUCAGCUUCUGCUACAGAGGGUGGGGCCGCAGCAUCCACUCCCACCCCUGCUUCCGAGGGCACAGCUUCAACCGACUCUGCAGGUGCUACUGAGGCCAAACCAGCUGCUCCGCCCUCAGUGUCUACAGGAGGUAAUCUGAUGUCAGCCUUCGAUGGAUUUGGUGAUGUGCUCAUGCCAGCAAUGGCCCCCCAGGCAGCUGGGGCCUCCUCGCCUGUCAAACCCAUGGGAAACCUGGACUCAGUCAUGGCCAACAUGGCCAGCAAUUUGACAAUGGGAAACCAGAAACCGGGUGAAGCAGCUGGAGGGGUGAACUGGCAAGCGCAGGUACCCACUGCUAGCUGGGGCGUAACCAUGUCUGGAGCUGCUCCUAUGAUGCCCGGUUCACCGAUGAGGCCACAACUUCUUGCCGCCGGAGCCCCUGGACAACCGAUGUCUCCAGGAAUGGCUCAAAGUCCCAGGAAGCCUCCUCCUCCUAAAGACCCUCUUGCUGACCUCAAUAUCAAAGACUUUAUGUAGACGAGCAGCCGGUUUGUCACAAUUAAUGUGCGGCCCUGAUGAAAAAGAUGUGUGUACUCUCUCUUCUGUUCAUCAGAUUCAGGGCCCAGAGUCCCUCUUUUUUCUCGGUCUCUAUCCCUUCCUCUCUGUCUGUUGUUGUAGCACAAACCGUGAACGUGACGAAGUACAUGUGUGUAUGUGUGUUUGUAUUUCAAUGUUCUCAGUUACUUCAGAUCUAUAUAUUUAAAAAAUACAAUGAAAAAUGAAGAGUAAUGGAAGAUGCAUUCUUGAACAGGCAUCUGCAGGUCUCUUAACGAUAGAUGUGCAUUCAUUUUUCCUGGCUCGCUUUCCAUGGGAAAUCCAAUCAAAAGUGUGACGUUUUCUGUGGAAAAUGGUUUUUGCUGUGGUAAAUAUCACUGGGCUGAUAUAUGUCAUCAUCAUCACUCAAGUAUUAAUCAUAUUUUGAUCAUAGAACUUUUUCUGUGGUCACACAUGAACAAUUAUCAGUGUAUUACAAGUGAAGCUAGUGUCUCAUGCACUGUUUUUGUUUUUAUCAAUGCCCUAAUUUCAUUCGUUUUUCAUAUCUAUUGAUUGUGAGUUACAUGCAACAUGUGACUAAUGAAAAUACAUAUGCAUUUUAGAAUAUUUUAAUGAAAGAUUGUUUUGAAUAUCCUUAGUCUUUAUUUUGAGAUAAAAAGUUGAAUAUAUUUUAUGUAUGUCUCAAGUUUACUUUGCAUACUACAUGGCUAGUUAGUAAUCCCAUUUGUAAAAAAAAAUAAAAAAUAUCAGUCUACAUCACAAGGAACAUAGGCACUCUCUGAGCCAAUAGUCAAAUGUGCUACUCGGUGGUCAAUCCUGUGUUACGAUAAAUAAGCAUGCAAUUCCUCUGUUGUCCAAAGGAGAUGCUAUUGAUUAGAUUCUGUCAGCAGCAGGUUCACUCCAGUAGUUCAUGGUACUUCUUGAUCAUCAGUCUUAUUGAUCAAUAGGACUGAAUAUUACUGGCUGUGUAGGGUUCUGUUGCAUUGCAAUUAACUGUACUGAAAAAGUAUACCAAUUCUGUUCACUGCAAGGGAUAUCAAAGGGACAAACAGCAGCCUGUUACGACAGUAUUGCAUUUUAUUAAUGGCUGUCUUUUUUAUUAUUAUUAUUUUAUUUUGAAAAUUUCUUGAUACAUUUUAUUUUUGGCUGGAAAUACUCCCUCUGGCCUUCCCCCACUUUUGUGCAUGUUAGUCCUGUUGAAAUGCAAUAAACAGUGAGCUGAAAAGUCAAUGAGUGAUUAUUGGGUUAAGUGUCCUACAUUCAUGAAUGCUAUGAAUGGUAAUAAUUCACUUCCGAAAAAUGUACGUGCCACCACCGGGCAGGUGCCUAUGUCGCCCAUGCCUAAAUCCGCCACUGCAUACGCAUUUGUUUUAUAUGCCUAAUCAAAAUUACUCAUAUUUAUCAUGUACACCUGUCGUGGUCCGAGAGUUGCUCUUUUCUCUGUCUAAACUCCGCCCUCUCUAGGCAAUGCAUCAAUCUAAACAAUAAAUAAAUAAAUAAAUGCAUCACAUUUCAGCAUACACAGUGAUAUGACUGAAGCCAUUUGCAUUUUUUUCUAUGAAACUAUACAGAUAUUUAGAGGUGAGACUAUUAUCAAAUAAAAUUAUUUGCAUU